Molecule: messenger RNA, 5918 nt
Organism: Podarcis muralis (Common wall lizard)
Lineage: Eukaryota; Metazoa; Chordata; Lepidosauria; Squamata; Lacertidae
Source: RefSeq, a predicted model, not a curated record
GGAUCCUGUGAUUUGAGAGGGGAGGGAGGAGGGACCAAGGGGAUUGCUACAAAUGUCCUUAAUUCUUCUUCCACCCCCUUCCCUCCCUCCUCCUUCCCUCCCUGGCCGCGCGCAUGGAAUCUGUUGCAAAUGUAAGGCUGGCAGAAAACGCGGCUGAGUAGAGAAGAAAGUCUUUCUGCUGCUUUAGCGAGCGAGCGAGAGAGUGCAACGCUCUCCUCGGCGGCGGCGGCGGCUCUCGCGAGGUGAAGAGGCCGCCUCCCGGCUGGAGCCGCCGGGCGCGCGUGUGGGCGCGUACGAAGCGAAGCCCUUCGCCGGGGCUGGGCUUUUCUCUGCGGGAGUAAGGAAUGCCGCCACCGCCACUACGACGUCCUCCUCCGCCUCCACCCACGCUUUCCGCUUGCACCUCAAGCCAGGAGGCGGCUGCGUGAGGCAGGAGGGGAAAGCGGGAAGGAGGAAGGAGGAAAGGCGAGCCUGACGAGCGCAGACGCGGCGGCGGCGGCGGCGGCGAAGAAGGGGAUUAGCGCCGCGGUCUCUGCCUCGGGGAGACUAUUCCGCCCUUGGAGCUCUCUCGCCCCCUUCCCCCUGCAGCCGAAAUGGAGAGGCGUCAUGUAGCAAUAAUCUUCUAAGUAACCCUCCGGUUUGGGGUCUUUUUUUUUAAAACCUACCGAUUUUUUUAAGGGUAGAAAGGAGGGAGAGAGAGACACCAGCAGCCGCAGCCAGCUCGUUGCCCCUCCCUCUCCUGUUUUCCCUACCCCAAAAUAAUUGCGUUUUGGGCAGUUCUUUCGCGGCGAGCAGGCGCGAGUUGUCCCCGGCAACCAGCGCGCGCACACGCGCACACACCUCGCGGUGGAGAGACGACGGGGGGCAACGAUGACUGAAGAGAGCUCCGACGUUCCCAAAGAGUUGCUAGAAAGUGUCAAGGAUGUGAUUGGGAGGAAGAUAAAAAUUUCAGUGAAGAAGAAAGUUAAGCUAGAAGUCAAGAGCGACAAAGUGGAUAACAAAAUAUUGGUGCUAACAUCAUGUCGGGCCUUUCUGUUAACUUCUCGUAUUCCUACCAAGCUAGAACUAACUUUCAGCUACUUGGAAAUCCAAGGAAUCACCUGCAAUAAACCAGGCCAGCUGAUUGUAGAAACUGAAAAAUGCAACAUUUCUAUGAAGUUGACUUCAUCUGAAGAUGUGCAUGAAGUUUUGGCACAUGUUGGAACAUGCCUUAGGAGGAUAUUUCCUGGUCUGUCUCCUGUAAGGAUAAUGAAAAAAGUAAUUAUGGAGCCGCCAGAAAGACUGGCUAAUCUCCAGACAUUGUGGGACAGCCAAACCGUGGCAGAGUUAGGACCAUGUGGAGGUUUUUCUCAAAUGUAUGCGUGUGUUUGUGACUGGCUUGGUUUUCCGUAUAGGGAAGAAGUUCAGUGGGAUGUUGAUACAAUUUAUCUGACUCAAGAUACCAGGGAGCUGAAUUUACAAGAUUUUAGUCAUCUCGACCACAGGGAUUUAAUACCAAUAGUUGCUGCCCUGGAAUACAACCAGUGGUUUACAAAGCUUUCCUCCAAGGAUCUAAAGUUAUCUGCUGAUGUUUGUGAGCAGAUCCUAAGAGUGGUGAGCAGAUCUAACAGACUGGAAGAGCUAGUACUGGAGAAUGCAGGUCUUAGAACAGAUUUUGCACAGAAACUGGCCAAUGCCCUAUCCCAUAAUCCCAACUCAGGACUUCAUACAAUUAACCUUGCUGGCAACCCCCUGGAGGACAGAGGUGUGUCCUCACUAAGUAUUCAGUUUGCCAAACUACCAAAGGGGCUGACACAAUUAAAUCUAUCAAAAACCUCAUUAUCGCCUAAAGGGGUAAACAGCCUUUCUCAAUCACUGAGUGCCAACCAGCUCUUAGCUACCACGCUGACCCACCUUGAUCUCUCAGGGAACGUUCUUCGGGGUGAUGAUCUUUCAUUCCUGUAUAAUUUUUUGGCCCAGCCAAACGCGAUUGUUCAUCUGGAUUUAUCCAACACAGAGUGUGCAUUAGACAUGAUGUGUGGAGCACUUCUCCAUGGCUGCCUUCAGCAUCUUGCCAUCCUCAACUUAUCCAGAACAGUUUUUUCUCACAGAAAGGGCAAGGAAGUACCCCCAUCCUUCAAGCAAUUUUUCAGCAGUUCCCUUGCUUUGGUGCAAAUCAACCUUUCAGGGACUAAACUUCCUCCUGAGCCGCUAAAAGCACUCUUACUGGGUCUCGCUUGUAACCAAAAUGUGAAGGAGGUGUUUUUAGAUCUGAGCAGCUGUGAGCUUGGUCACUGUCUAAGAUCAGGAGGUGCCCAGGUUUUAGAAGGAUGCAUAGCAGAAAUACAUAAUAUCGCCAGCCUUGAUAUUUCAGACAAUGGCCUGGAAUCUGACCUUUCAACCCUUAUAGUCUGGCUUAGUAAAAACCGAUCAAUAAGGCAUUUGGCAUUAGGAAAAAACUUUAACAACAUGAAAUCCAAAAAUCUGUCCCCUGUACUUGAUAAUUUAGUACAAAUGAUUCAAGAUGAAGAUUCGCCCUUGCAGUCGCUGUCUCUAGCAGAUUCCAAGCUGAAGACGGAGGUUACUAUUAUCAUCAAUGCUUUGGGCAGCAAUACAUCUCUUACAAAAGUGGAUAUUAGUGGAAACGGCAUGGGAGACAUGGGAGCAAAAAUGCUAGCAAAGGCUCUUCAAAUAAACACCAAACUCAGAACUGUUAUAUGGGACAAGAAUAAUAUCUCUGCCCAGGGUUUCCAAGAUAUAGCAGUGGCUCUAGAAAAAAAUUAUACAUUAAGAUUCAUGCCUAUACCUGUGAAUGAUGCUUCUCAAGCACUUAAAACAAGCCCUGAAAAAACCGAAGAGGCACUUCAAAAGAUAGAAAAUUAUUUGCUUCGCAAUCAUGAGACCCGAAAAUAUCUACAGGAACAAGCAUACAGACUGCAGCAGGGCAUAGUUACUAGCACAACACAGCAGAUGAUUGACAGAAUAUGUGUCAAAGUGCAAGACCAUAUCAACUCUUUAAGAAACUGUGGUGUUGAUACAAUACAGGAAGAUCUGAAAUCGGCAGAAAGACUUAUGAAAGAUGCGAAGAACUCCAAAACUUUGCUGCCCAAUCUGUAUCAUCUUGGUGGACCUUCAUGGGCAGGAGCAAAUGGUUCCUUAUCCAACCCAAUCCAGGAGACACUAGAAUCGAUGGCUGGGGAGGUUACCAGAGUCGUCGAUGAUCAACUCAAGACACUGCUUGAGUCUAUGGUUGAUGCAGCAGAAAAUCUCUGUCCAAGUGCAAUGAAGAAAGCGCACAUAAGGCAAGAUCUGAUUGAGUCAGGCACUGAAAAGAUUUCCAUUCCACGGACAUUUGUUAAAAACGUUCUCUUGGAGCAGUCUGGCAUUGACAUUCGUAAUAAAAUUAGUGAAGUGAAGUUGACAGUGGCCUCAUUUCUCUCAGACCGAAUCGUAGAUGAGAUCCUUGACGCACUGUCACAUUGCCAUCAUAAACUGGCUGAUCAUUUGACCCGGCGAGGCAAGCCCCUUCCAAGUCAGGAAUCGUUAGAUAUUGAACUAGCAGAGGAAAAACCUGCGAAACGUUCCAUCAUCACAGUUGAGGAGCUAACUGAAAUCGAACGUUUGGAAGACCUAGAUACGUGCAUGAUGACUCCUAAGUCUAAAAGGAAGAGUAUCCACAGUAGAAUGCUGAGGCCUGUAUCCAGAGCUUUUGAGAUGGAGUUUGACUUGGACAAAGCAUUGGAAGAAGUUCCCAUCCACAUAGAAGACCCCCCAUUCCUUUCCGGAAGAGUGGACAAACGGACUUCUGGGCUUAUGUCAGAGCUGCCUUCCGAGGAAGGGAAAAAACUGGAGCACUUUACAAAACUAAGGCCCAAGAGGAAUAAAAAACAACAGCCCACACAAGCUGCUGUGAGUACGACAGCACCUCAAGAUGGCGAACAGAAUGGUCUUAUGGGAAGAGUGGAUGAAGGCGUUGACGAAUUUUUCACAAAGAAGGUGACAAAAAUGGAUUCAAAGAGAUCCUCAACAAAAGGCGCGGACACAAAUGAUUCCGGAGAAGCCACUGAUGAAAAGAAGAAAAGAGAUUCUCGGAAAAGCGGCUUUCUCAAUUUAAUCAAAUCUAGAUCAAAAUCUGAACGUCCUCCAACUGUUCUGGUGUCAGAGGACCCCUCAGCACCCAAAGGUGCUGCCAAAGGCCCCACAGCAGACACUGCAAAGAAGGAGGUUAAAUCAGCUGAACAGAAUGGCAACACUGAAAAAAACGAGGAACUGAAAACGCCAGACUCAGUAGAGGAGGGGUCCUCAGAGGAUGCCUCAAAGCUUGAGAAGAGUGACAGCAAAGGCAGUCCUCAAGGAGGACGUCGGUAUGGGGUGCAAGUGAUGGGCAGUGGACUUUUAGCAGAAAUGAAAGCCAAGCAGGAGCGCAGAGCGGCAUCUGCACAAAAGAAACUAGGGAAUGAUUCAAGAGACUCAACAGAUCUCUCGGUGAAUUCAGAACGGCUGGAUGGAGGUGCUACAGUUACCAAGCUCCACCAGUCUUCUCCAGAGAACCGGUUUGCCCUGAGUAAAGCUGACUCUAUUGUAACCUCAUCAGAGAAAAUCACAAAGGCUGAACCAAAGACAGAAGUUGGGGCGAGGACACGAAGUUCUUCUAGCACACCUACCAGCCCAAAGCCUCCACUCCAAGCAGUAAAGCCCAGCCUAGCAGGACGGCCAACAGUUCCUCAGAAGCCACGAUCUGCCUCUCGGACUGAGGAUAUCCCAGAGUCUCCAUCUGGUCCAGGUUCCCCUAAAACUGCUCUUCUUCCCCCCAUUCUGAAGAGGGUUCCUUCUGAUAAAGAAAAAGAUGGACAGAGCAGCCCCAAACCAGCUGUAAGAUCUCUUUCACACGAAGGUCCAAAGAGAAGCCCAGGACACCAGGAGCAGAAACAGAGGUCUUUAAGUAAAGAUGGUCAGCAGGGAAGCAAGUCCAGUGACUCUGGUGAAGAAGCUGAUAAAGAUUUUAUUUUUGUUUAGUUGGUUGGUUGUGUGUUUGGCAGUGCUCUUUUGUAACAAUAAGGGUACCGCUUAUCCCUCUUUUUGAUCAGUUACUCUCCUUUUAUAGAGGAGCAUUUGGAAAUGGGGGGGGGGAGUGUCUGUGAUUGCACUGGUAACUGAACUUCAUGACUCUGAUCCUUUGUUUUUUCCUGAUCUGUACGAUUCCAGACAUUCCCUUUCACGCCUUUGCAAAAGCCAGCAACUUUUUCAUGUCUUCUACUUGAAUUUCUCUGAAGCAGCUAUAAAAAUAAUGCCUUGCUUUGCGGGGCUUUGCGGGAGGAAACCCCAAGCAAAGGAACUGGACAAUUUCUUACACUAACCCACACUGUACAGCAUGAGAGGUGUUGUACUGCUGAAUGUAAAUGUGUCAAACUUGCACGCAACUUACUUUAUAAAUAUAUUCUUGCUGAAUGCAAUUGCACAUUGUAAUUAUAUCAACAGAGCACACUAAUAAAAUAAUUUGUAUAAAUAAUAUAUAUUAGAUGCUUGGAUAUGAUUUUUACAUUCUCCUUUGGGAGACCUUUUUUCUCGUUUGUUGUACUGUAUAUAAGAACACAAUAUCCUACAUUUUGUGUACUGUUCUAAAGCACAAAACAACAACCCAGAAUUACUAAUAACUUGAUAUGCUUCCAUAUCCAUAAGUAAAUGUUUGUUGUUGAUUGGAAUGCGGGCAAUGGACAUUUUAUUACUGUUGGUAUUUUCUAGAGGGCACCUUGGGGGUCAGUCUGCAUUCGCUCUAGCUUCUAACGUACUUUUGAAAGAAAAGUAGAUUCUUGUCUGUAAAAGCAAUCUUUCAUUUUUUUUUCUUUGCAUAUUUCACAGGCAUCUGCUUAUAAUACACGCUGAAGGGAGUUUAUUCAUAAUGUAUAUUUGUACCAAUAAAAAUGAUUUUACAACUGGAA